CAGCCGCACCGCUGCUCCAAAGCGUUGCGCUUCCGUGGGAAUACGCAGAAGCUUAUCAGCACUUCGCAGCGGCGCGUGCUCUCGUCUCGCAGGCAGCGCUGCGCCAGGGCGACCUCGCACGGCUGCGGGCCAGAGGCAUCAGAGCAGCCGCGGCUCCAGUCUCAUCUCUCGCUCCGCUCCGACGCCGACACGCCGAGAAGCCGCCACAUGGCACGCCAGAGCGCUGUGUGGAUUGUGACUGUGGUGUUGCUGGUUUUGGCAGCGAUUUCUGAUGCGUCGGAAGAGUCAACAUCUCAAGCCGCAGACGGGGCGCAGCCGCAACGCGAGAUCACAAACGUGUGCUCAGCGGCGACGCCCUCCGGCUGGCAUCUGCCCUACCCGGGCGACUGCUCCCUGUUCGUCAAGUGUGAGCCAGUUCUGUGGGGCGCCGCCACCGCCGCGGCCGCCGUCUUUCGCUGCCCAGCGCCGCUGCAUUUCAACCCACGCGCGCAGGUGUGCGACUGGCCGCGAAGCGCCGGCUGCGACGACGACGACGUCAUCGGCAUAGAAGGCUCUGGAUACGGGGCGGAGAUGCUGCCGUAGAACAGCGCUGCACUUGAGCCCGCGUAUUCAGAUGCGCAAUUGGUGGCGAAGUGCCGCCUGGGACCACAGCAUCCUCGAAGCAGAAGGCUCUGUAUCUGGCGAGAAGAUAGUGCCAUAGAUAACUGCUGUACCCAGGUGUGCAAUUGGUGGCGAUGCGCCUUCUGGGACCACGGCAUCCUCGAUACAGAAAGGUCUGUGUGCGGCGGGGAGAUACUGCCACAGAAUUCGCUGUCCUUCAGACCACGUGCUCAUGUGUGCAAUCGGUUUCGAAGUAUCCCCUGGGACGACAACGUCCUCGAUGCAGAAGUCUCUGGAUCCUCGCGGAGAUACUGUAAUAGAUCACCGCUGCACUUCAACCCACGCGCACAGGGGUGUAUCUGGCUUUGAAGUUCUCGCUACAACCUAAAAAUCCUCGACGCAGAAAGCAGUUGAUACGGGGCGGAGAUGCUGCCGUAGAACACCGCUGCACUUCUGCCCACGUAUUCAGGUGCGCAAUUGGUCGCGAAGUGCCGCCUGGGACCACAACAUCCUCGAAGCAGAAGGCUCUGUAUCUGGCGAGGAGAUAGUGCCAUAGAUACCUUCUGUACUUGAACUCAUGUGCUCAGGUGUGUCUUUGGUCGCGAAGCCCCAUCUGUGACCACAACAUCCUCGAAGAAAGAAAGGUCUGUAUGCGGCGCGGAGAUACUGCCACAGAAUUGGCUGUCAUUUAACUACGUGCUCAUGUGUGCAAUUGUGCAAUGUGUGCAAUUUCGAAGUGUCGGCUACGACGACAAAGUCCUCGACGCAGAAGUCUCUGGAUACAAGGGGGAGAUACUGCAAUAGAACACCGCUGCACUUCAACCCACGUGACUAGUUGUGCAACUGCGAAUCAUCGGCUGGGACCACAACAUCCCCGAUGCAGAAGUCUCUAUAUCCGCGGCAGAGGUGUCGGGGAACACCGCUCAACUUCAAUCCCACGCGCGCAGGGGUGCUUUGAAGUGCUGGUUACAGCCGAAACAUCCUCGACGCAGAAGGCAGUGGAUUCAGGGCGGAGAUGCUUAGCUGUGCAAUUAGUCGCGAUGCGCCGUCUGACUCCACAACUUUCUCGAUGCAGAAUGCUCUGCAUCUCCACGGAGAUAUUGCCGUAGACCACCGCUACACUUCAUACAGAGUGCUCACAUGUGCAAACGGGUACGAUAACAACAUCCUCGAUGCAGAAGGUUCUGUACCCGCAGCGGUGUCGCAGAUCACCGCUGAACUUCAACCAACACGCGCAGAUGUGCGUCUGGCUUUCAAGUGCUGAUUACAGAGCAGACUUUGGAUACAGAGCGGUGAUGUUGCUGUAGAACACCGCUGCUCUUCAACCAAUGUACAGCUGUGCAAUUGGUCGCGAUGCUCCGGUUGGGACCCUGACUUCCUUGAUGCUGAAAGCUCUGUUUCGGGCGGAGAUGCUGCGAUAGAACACAGCCGUACUUAAACCCACGUGCUUAGGUGUGCAAUUAGUCGCGAAGCGCCCUCUGGGACUAUUAAAUCCCCGCGCAUCAUGCUUGCGCACCGCUGCAGCCAUGACACCCUCUACCUCUACGUAGAUGAUUAUGUAUUCGGGACAAAGAUGCAGCCGUAGAUCACCGCUACGAUUCAAAUCACGCGAGCAGGUAUGCGAAUGGUCUCCAAGAGCUGGUCAAGAGAUCUUCGACGCGGAAGGCUCUAUGUAUGAAUUUGAGACGCUGUUGUGGUAUAUUUCUGUAUUUCAACCCACGCGCAGGUGCGAGAGUGCGGGUCUGGCCUUGAACCGCCGGCGACGACCAAGACAAAACUUCCUCCCCGUUGAAGCUUCUUCUUCGAGCUUCGGUCUUUGAGCUUCUUUGGCAUCUCGGGGGGCAGAGAUGUGGUUGUAAGACAUUUGUAUGUGGAGGAGUUCAACAAACUGGGCCUCUAAUAACGUGCGCCAGAAAUUUUGAUAUAUGAGUUCACAAGAUUCUAGAAGCUCUGUGGCUCCGUUUAACUGAGAUUAUCUGGCUAGUCCGCAAGACAGUAGUUGGCGUGAUACAAAAUUGCACGAGGACAGAGUGAAGGAUGGUUAUAAGAAAAGCUUUUCGUGUUAGGCCGGUGCGCUUCAUGAAUGUAACAAUACGAUUGACUUUUCUGUUUAAACACUGCUAAACGAGGUGAUCGGUUGCAAAUAUAAUCUUGCUGCAAGGUUCGAUGGUUUAUUUCUAAAUUCAACGGUGUAGAGAAAUAUAAUCUCUUUUAAUCUUGCGUAUCAUAGCUUCCUCAAUCCUUUCCAACAAGAAGCAUAACAUUUGGCUUGCCUCUUCCUAACAUAUGACGGUUCCACGAUUUCAGACCCUUAAGGAUAGACAAGAGGGAAUCGAUUAUAUCGGUCUCUCGAUCACUAUGCUUUGUUUAAACAUUUCGAUUUGUUUAAAUACACUGUUUUUAUUAUUGCUGAGAAAAAUAACUAAAAUAUUCAUGUUUUACUUCUUACUAUCGAUGUUGUGUAUCAAUUUGUUAGUAUGGGGUCACGAACCACGAACAGAAGAAAAUGAAGAGAAAAGCAAUUUAAAUGGAUUUCCGAAAUUUAUGUCGUGAAUUUAUUUUUCAGUAUACAUUCUAAACCAGGCCUACAAUCCAUUUUGCAUUUGUGUUUACCUCGUGUACGACUCGAGGGCAAACUCAGGCAAGAAGUGCGGGAUUCUGGCAUUGCGGGAACUCCAAUCGCCAUUCAACAUUGAAAAUUCAAGCAGAAAGAGUAAGAGGAGUUAUCAUCGUUAACUGAACAUUAUCGGCUUGCGUUAUAAAAACUUUGAGGUUGGAUGUCAGCAAUGUGAAACGAGAACUUAAAAGUAGACAAUUAAUUGAACAGAAUUCAGUACUUUACGCAUGAAGAUUAAAUGUGGUCUAAAUAUAUAUUGGCAUGGGGUAUGUGUCUUAAUUUACUACAGCAAGAUCGCAUCAAAUGGGGUGCGCUGUAUUGUUAUAAUAGCUUAUUGCAUUAAAAAUAGAUGUAGGUAAAUAUUACAUUUAUGGUAAAUGAACGGAAAUUAUACUUAUAAAAUGGAUGUAACAAUGCUAAACGUAAUGUUUGCUCAUUUUGAAUUCUAUUGUUGGUUUUAUACAAACAAGGACAUAUAAAUUAUUGUCCCUUCACAAUGAACAAAACUCAUAAAGAAAACCAAAUUUAAUAUUUGUUUCCCCGUUAAAAAAUAGA
Messenger RNA from Gryllus bimaculatus (two-spotted cricket), 3772 nucleotides. NCBI's taxonomy places the organism in Eukaryota, Metazoa, Arthropoda, Insecta, Orthoptera, Gryllidae. The record is from the annotation of a GenBank genome assembly.